AUGGGUACAGGCAAAAAGGAGAAGUCCCGUCUUGACCGGCAAGGCAAGACAGGCACUGGCGAUCCCAAGGUCAAAGGCGAGAAUUUUUAUCGGUCGGCCAAGCGCGUCAAGAGUUUGAACAUCCGAAAGGGUGGCAAGGCGACCCGAAAUGCAGAGGGAAAGGUCGUACAGGCCGCAGCAUAUCAGAGCAGAGAGGCCCCAGUCGCGCGGAUAGAACCGAACAGACGAUGGUUCACCAACACACGAGUCAUCUCGCAAGACAGCUUGACUGCCUUCCGUGAUGCGAUGGCUGAAAAGGCAACCGACCCCUACCAAGUCCUCCUGAAAUCCAACAAGCUACCGAUGUCCCUGCUCGAAGACAGUCCCAAGACCAAUGGCGUUAUACACCACAAGGCGAAAAUGACAAUAGAGAGCACCCCUUACUCCGAGGUCUUCGGUCAAAAGUCGCAGAGGAAGAGAGUCAAGCUCGGGGUCAGCAGCAUCGAGGACUUGGCGAACAGCACCGAGACGAGUAUGGAUACCUAUAGAGAUCGGCAGGAACAGGCCAAGCUGCUGAGUGGCACCUCUGGCGACGAUGUCCAUGGGGAAGGUGAUCACACAGCUACGCCUGACGGUGUCCUCAGCACGGCUGUUGAGCCUGUCUUCUCCAAGGGCACGAGCAAGCGGAUCUACAACGAGCUUUACAAGGUGCUGGACUCUUCUGAUGUCGUCCUACACGUGUUAGAUGCUCGGGACCCAGAGGGAACAAGGUGUCGAAGUGUUGAACAAUACCUCCGCAAGGAAGCCCCCCACAAACAUCUUGUUUUCGUCCUUAAUAAAACCGAUUUGGUACCAACCUCAGUUGCUGCUGCCUGGGUCCGGCAUCUGUCCAAAGAGGUCCCGACUCUCGCCUUCCACUCGAGUCUGACGAAUGCAUUCGGUCGCGGCUCGUUGAUAACACUCCUCCGCCAAUUUUCUAUACUUCAUAAGGAUAGAAAACAAAUCAGCGUUGGUUUAAUCGGAUAUCCCAAUGUUGGGAAGUCAUCGAUCAUAAACACUCUACGCAAAAAGAAGGUGGCCACUGUCGCCCCCAUCCCAGGCGAGACAAAGAUAUGGCAGUAUGUCACGUUAAUGAAACGCAUAUACUUGAUCGAUUGUCCUGGUGUUGUACCGCCCAAUCCGAACGACAAGCCGGAAGACAUACUCCUACGUGGAGUCGUCAGAAUCGAGAAGGUCGACAAUCCCGAACAAUAUAUCCCACGGUUAAUGGAAAAAGUCAAGAAACAUCAUCUCGAGAGAACAUACGAGUUGCAAGGAUGGACUGAUCACUUUCAUUUCCUGGAAUUGCUUUCACGCAAAGGUGGCAGAUUAUUACGUGGCGGCGAACCCGAUCUUGACGGAACAGCCAAGAGCGUGCUUACCGAUUUCAUGAGAGGCAAGAUUCCCUGGUUCACCCCGGCGCCUACGGUUGAAGGAGAUGAAGGCAAAGGUGUCGAAGGCCGCGAGGGCAGACUUGGCGAAAUGGGGAAAAAGCGCAAGAGAGACGAAGGCGAAGCUGCCGUCGCGGCUGCGACCCAGGUUCCGAAACAGUCGAACCAGACGGAAAGUCCGAGUCAAGACGAGGAGGAAUUCGAAGGCUUCGGCAGCGAGGAUGACGAGUCCGCAUCUCAGAAUGAAGAUGCAGCCAACGAUGAGGAAGAAGGCGACGACAGUGAUGACAUGAUACCCCUGGAAGAGCUGAGCGAUGUGGAGGAUUCCGAUUCGAGCGAAGGCGAUGAGGAGGAAAACGGGUGA
Molecule: messenger RNA, 1773 nt
Organism: Anthostomella pinea
Lineage: Eukaryota; Fungi; Ascomycota; Sordariomycetes; Xylariales; Xylariaceae
Source: the annotation of a GenBank genome assembly